UAAUAUAGUAGUACUACUGUAGUAUAGACACAUCGUCUUCUUUUUCAUUCUACUUCCAGUUUUUUAUUCCAAACUGUUCAGAGUAUAGUCAUGACAGAUGAGGGACCACUCACCGUUGAAAUCGUAAACAUGGAGGAACGAACGGAAAACAGAACCUUCAUGAUUUCGCUUCUUCCAGCAGAUAAAUUAAGUUCAGUUCCCGACAAUCAGAUGAGGGCAGCAGAUUCAACCCCAGUAAAUCAGAAUGUUCCAGUUUCAGCAGCUUCUCAGCUGAGUAUGCCAGUUGGCCAAGCAAUAUUAGUGUCACAGGACUUUAGGCUUGGCGGGAGAAUUCCAAAAGCCAUACUCCCAAAACCAGCAGCUAGUGACAAGGUUGCUGAUGAGGUUAUACAGUGUACACUUCAGAAUGCCAGAAAGGUCAAUGAUCUACAGACAGAGAUAAAGAUAAACUCGAGGUGUUUCAAUGCCAAGACUAUUCAAACCUACGCCCGCUUGCAAACCUUAGAGUGUCGCAUCCCGUCAGUACGCUGUCCAACGGGGGAAGAGAUCGUGUGCAACAGCACCUCAAUUAGUCCGUCUUUGUGCGAUGUCUUCGCGCAGACACACAUGCCGGGGUUCAGCUCCUUGUUGAGUUGGACACGCCAACUGGAGGAGAACAGAAAGAGAGCCCCGGGCGAUCUGAGCUACGUGUCGACAGAGCAGGGGUCUUACAGCUUAACGGACGUGAACCACAUGCUGGCACUACACAAGGCGGCGGCCACGCGGAGGAAUGUGGAGAGGGAGUUGGAAUGGUUUGCCCACAUGCAUCUGGAGCCCCGGACUAUCAAGAUGCUUCCUGGCAUCGACAUGAUCAGGAGAUUCCAGAUGCUGGUGUUGUGCCCUAGGUGGAAUGCCGUGUUGAAUGAUUAUAAGAUGACGUCGGGCGAGUUGGCAAAAAUUUGCUGCGAUCGUUGGCUGACUUCGAGUCACAUGGCGUGGACUGUCGAGCAGCUUAACGCGAUCCAGGUGGAUACUCUAUGCAUCUCCAGUAACGAUUUCACAACGACGAUCGUUGGCUCGUCACUGAUCCCUGAAGGACGAGAAAUGCCGAAGUCUCUCCUCAUCAUCUGCCACGUGGGGAAGUUAAACUACAGUCAAAGCGAAGUCUUCAUCAGCACCGAGAAACAACGCGGAAAUCACUAUUCUAUCUGCCACUUGGACACUAUCACUAAGAAGAUCACGUACGCUGACACGCUGGGCUGGAAGGUACCGGAGCUCCUACCCAAGUACCUUGUCGCGUACCACACUGCCAUCUACGGACCUCAGGACAUGACUGACUACAAGUGGCAUGUCUGCCACCAGCCGGGGAACAGUGUUCAUUGUUGCUCUCUGCUGUGUUCGGCGCAAUUCCCACUCCAGACGUGUCUUACCAUCUGCGGACCAGUCGUAAUCAUCAUGGCCGCAUUGGGUUGUCUCCGAAGAGAUGUCUUCUUUUAUCUGACAUCAGCCAAUCAGCAGUCUAGCCCAGAGCUGUCUUAUUUAGAGACACCGACAAAGUACGCCCAAUAUUUACGGAAGGUUGUCGCGGUUUGGUUGGCAAAGAAGUUCUUCAAUUUGGAGUAUAUUGUUCCACACGAUUUUGCAAAUCCAUUACAGAAUGAAAACGACAUCCCUGAAGUAGGUAUUCUAGUCGUCUCAUUGCCGACCAAGGAGGAAGAGAUUGUAUUGGAAGAACCGUCGACACAGGAGGAAGAAAUUGGAUCGGAAGAACCGGUCAAAGUUCUGGAUUGCUUAGGGGAGAAGGUCUUCCGAUGUCCGUGUUGUUACAUAACCUGCAAGAAAAGCUUCAACAUGAAACGUCACAUUCUCAGAGCCCACCCUAACCAGGACCUUAAAUCUAUUGAGGACGGAAACUGUCUCUGUGUCCACUGCGGACUGAAAUGUCGACGGAUCUGUGAUCUACGACAGCAUCUCCAGAAUGUUCAUGCUUCGAUCUUCACAAUGGAGGAGAUUUCGUUUGAAAGCUCGUCUGAGUUUGAGACAUGGAAAAAGGCUCUAGAGGAGGCGGAGUGUUGCUCCUUUGCUCAAUAUUCCGGCGUCCGCAACAAGGGUGACUCCAAGUUCAGAUAUUUACAGUGCAACCGAUCUGGAGUUUACAAAAAAACCGGAGGCGGGAAACGACAGAUGAAACACUCAGGAUCUUGCAAGAUCGACAACAACUGCACGGCAACGAUGAAGGUAACCUUUCAGCCAAAUGGGAAGGUGGACGUUGAAUGCCAUCGAAACCACUACAACCAUCAUCGAGACAGAGAACUUAUCUGGCUCCCUCGUAAGAAGCGGGAAGAAGUCAUCGCCAAAGUGGAGCGAGGAAUCUCAAGAGAUAGCAUCAUGGAUGAUAUGAGGGACAGCAAGGGGGAGAGAAGGAGGCAAGAACUGAUGAGGCAGAAGGACAUCAAGAAAUCCCUAGACGUCAUGACCUAUCUCAAACAACGGAAUGAAAAAGACAGCGUCUUAGCUUGGAUUCAACAGUGGGAGAAGACAGAGGAGAACCCCAUCUUAUUCUUCAAGAUGCCAGGAACCAACCUAGACUCUGAUAUGGGCCUCUUUUCAGAAGAUUACAUCAUAGUCGUCCAGAGUCCCUUCCAGAAACACAUGGCGCAGAAGUUGGCCAGCCAAGGGAUGUGGUGUGAAUCCACGGAAGGCACUACCUUGUACGAUUACCAUUUGACGACUCUGUUUGCCUUUGAUGAGUUUUUGGACGAUUUUCCCUUAGCAUGGUGCAUCUCUAAUCGGGAUGAUGCGAGCACCGUUAGGAUUUUCUUCACAGAGUUGAAAAAAACUUGCAGCAACCUAAAGCCAUGCUGGUUCAUGGCUGAUAAAGCCUUCUUGUACGCCAACAUCUGGACGUCAGUGUUUGGAACCAACCCCGAGAGGAUGAUUUGCCCCUGGAAUGUCGACUAUGCCUGGAGGGAAGCACUCAAGAAUGAGAUCGCAGACCUCGCUCUUCAAGCCCAGGUGUACAAGAUGCUUCGGGAGGUCCUGGAGCAACAAGAUCAGACUUCUUUUGAGGAUUCCCUUCAGAGGCUUCUGAGCCGUCUGGCAGUGUCCACGAAGACAUUAACAUUCUUAAUGUACUUUAUCAGAGAAUGGAUUCCUAAGAUGUAUCAGUGGCCAUUCUGCUAUCGAACGUGGAACUCUCUGACCCCUGGCGUCUUCCACGAAGCUUUCCAUGUCGUCUUCCAACAGGUCUAUGUACAGGGUGACGUCAACAAACGUGUUGACAGCUGUCUUAUCCACCUUCUGAAGUACAUACGUGACAAAACCUUUCACUGGAUGGUCAAGUUCCCAAGAGUUAAAGUGACGAUGCGGUUGAAGGUUAUCCGAGACCACCAUCUUCAGAGCAUGAUGAUGUCCUUCGUUCAGGUCAAGCAGUUGGAAGACUGCGAGUGUUGGGAGGUCCACACUGAGGACAAGAACACCUCGUACGUGGUCGAGCGUCUCGCGAUUUCUUGCCCAACAAAGGAGUGCCGAUUGCACUGUGAAGAAUGUAACGUGUGCGUCCAUACCUUCUUUUGUAACUGUCCAGACUGCCUGAUCAACUCUACGAUCUGCAAGCACAUCCACCUGGUCCAGAGGUUUAUAGACUUCCAGGUUUUUAUCCAGAGUAGCGAGGUCGUGGACAACUCCGGAAUGGAGGCCAAAGAGCUCAAGCGUAAUCUGCGACACACACUCCGACAGUUGACCUCUGUAGUGGAGGCCUCAAACGAUGAAAACAUUGAAACACUGCGAGAACUGAGUAAGACGAUCUCGUCUGCUAAGCAAUGUCUGAAUCCGAGCAUCUUACAAAGGGUCUUACAAUCGAGUCCAACACAUCGAAACGUUCUUCCACAACUGCCAGCAAACAUUGUACCUCAGGACUCCAACAGCCAGAAUACGCCUUCCUACCAUAUGAGUGACCUGACCAACCAGUAUCAUGUGAACCAUGAAACAGCUGGUGGGCAGAACAAACGAUCGGCUAAUUUUGAGCAUCAAGGACCAAACAAAAGUAUCAGACUUGCUCAUCAACCCCAGCCUGAUAUGCCAUAAACUCCACUUAAAGGGAAGGUACACGUUUGGUAAUUGUCAAAGACCAGUCUUCUCACUUGGUGUAUCCCAUCAUAACCAUAA
Molecule: messenger RNA, 4146 nt
Organism: Asterias rubens (European starfish)
Lineage: Eukaryota; Metazoa; Echinodermata; Asteroidea; Forcipulatida; Asteriidae
Exons: 8
Coding region: 91-4065 (1324 amino acids)
Source: RefSeq, a predicted model, not a curated record